Molecule: messenger RNA, 1937 nt
Organism: Dermatophagoides farinae (American house dust mite)
Lineage: Eukaryota; Metazoa; Arthropoda; Arachnida; Sarcoptiformes; Pyroglyphidae
Gene: Pdcd4
Product: Programmed cell death 4
Biological process (GO): negative regulation of DNA-templated transcription
Cellular component (GO): cytosol; nucleus
Source: RefSeq, a predicted model, not a curated record
UUUUCAUAAUUGAAGGCUAUGAAUGUAAAUAUGUGGUGUUUGUGUGUGGAUCGAUGUAUCUCCAAAAUAACAACCAACAGCAAAAGCAAUGACGAUAUAACAACUACAAAAAAAAAACAACAACAACAUCAUUGAUUUCAAGCAAGGAAAGAAGAGCAAGCCAACAACAGAAAAAAAACAUAAAGCCAAACCAAGUGAAGCUAAUCCAAUAUAUUAAAAGUAAAACUGGUAUGUGUGUUUGUGUAUGUCUGGCAUGUUAACAUCAUCAUCAUCAUCAUCAUCAUUACCAAAAAAAACAACAACUAUCGACAACCAAAAAUCAAACAUUGGCCAUCACCAAUUGUGUGUGGACAUUGUCAUGUGAAUCAAAUACAAAAAAAAAAUCAUCAUCAGGCAUAAGAAACCAAGUCAAACAUUUAUUAUUUCCACAUUUGAUUGGAUUAAAUGAUUGAUUGAUUGAAAGUUAAAAAAAAAUCUGCCAACAAUGUCAACGACUAAAAAUAGUUCGGAUGGUCAAAUCAAUGGCCAUGAUGAUACCGGUGAUCAUAAUAAUAAUAACGGCAAACAUGAGAUGAUUGGUAAAGGUAUGGCUAAACCGAUUCCUAAUCAUGGAUCCACAUCAUCCGCAUCGAAUGCUGAUCUUCAUCAACAUUCACCAACAACUGAAGCUAAUAUGAAGAAAUUUAUGAAAAAUAGUCGCCGAUCACGUAGCCGAUUUGGUCGUGGAUUAGCUAAAAAAGGUGGUGCAGGUGGUAAAGGAACAUGGGGAAAAAUCUGUGAAGUAUAUCCGGAUGGUGAUGGUGAUUAUUUGGAUCCAAAUGAUCCUAAUUAUGAUUCAGAUAAUAUGGAAAAUUGUAAAAUCGAAGCCAUAACACCGGUUUUGGAUGAAGAUCAAAUUGAACAAUAUGUUAAACCGAUUGUCACUGAAUAUUAUGAACAUGGUAACACUGAAGAGGUUAUCGAUUCAUUGCAAGAAUUUAAUUUUGGCGAGGAACUUUAUAUGAUUGCUGUCAUUGCCAUUUCAUUGGCAAUGGAACGUAAAAAUGCUAAUCGAGAAAUGACAUCGGUAUUGAUAUCCGAUUUGUAUGGUCAUGUUUUUCAACAGAAAGAUAUUGAACAUGCAUUCGAUGUUUUGCUUGAAAUGCUUCCUGAUCUAAUGCUUGACACACCGAAUGCGGAUGAAUUGUUGGGUAAUUUUAUUGCCCGUGCUGUUGCCGAUGAUUGUAUCCCACCGAUUUAUGUUAAACGUAACAAAGAAAAAUAUACGAAAAAGCCGCAAAAGUUUUCCAUCGAAGUAGCACACGAUUUAUUGACCAGUAAACAUGGUCUCAUUAAUGUGGAUCGAAUUUGGGGUUUUACUGGCGGUAUGCGACCAGUAAAAUAUCUGAUCAAACAGAUGCAUUUGAUUUUAGAAGAAUAUCUCGUAUCGAAUCUGGCAACAGAUGCUGGAUCAAAUCUCAAUGAUUUGGAAGUACCACAUUUCCAUCAUGAAUUUGUCUAUGAAGCUAUUGUAAAAGCUAUUGAAGAUAGUAAAGAGACAACAAUCGAUAAGAUUUGUGCAUUGCUCAAAUAUUUAUUCGAUUCCGGUGUCAUCACUAUUGAUCAAUUGAAAAAUGGCUAUCUACGUGUUUUUGAAGAGAUGCCAGAUAUUGUCAUUGAUGUACCGUUUGCAUAUGAAAUACUUGAAACGAUCAAAACCAAAGCGGAAAAAUUGGAAUCAUUUCCAAAUGAAUUGGAAAAAGAAAUGCCACAAAGGGGACGAAAACGUUUCGUGUCUGAAGGUGAUGGUGGUGUUAUCAAAGCCUGAAUUUUUUUUUUUUUUUUUUUUGAAAAAUGGCUACGCCGCCCAUUAAUUUAGUUUCAUUCGAUUCGUAUUCCUGUCAUUUGUCAAACAAAAAAUUUUUUUCUAAAUUUUAUAAAUCUCAUCAUAUAUUCUA